AUGCCAUCAGUCCAAGACCUAAAUUCACGAAGGAAUCCCAAGAACAAUGCAGCUACAGGAGCCUCCGCUGCGGGCGCACGGGCAAUUGGCUCACAAGCCGUUGCCUUCUACUUUCGAGCUCCUGCCUUUGCUAGAGCAAUCAACCCCCGCGUGCAAGCCCAAGAAAGCUGGUCCCUCCGCAUGAGUACACCUGCCUUACUCGCACACGCUGUAAAGACUUAUGGCUGGGGGUUCAUACCGAAUCAUGUCUUGCCCCCUAUGCUGGCCAACAUCAGCGUCGGUGCCAUUCUAUACACAUCAUACCUGCAAAUCCUUGGUACAUUACAUCCACCUUCUUCACAAUCCCUGAAGAGAGUUUAUCCGCCGCCUCCACUUUCCGCCACUUUCCGAGCUGGAGCUGCGGCUGGAGCUAUACAGUCCGUCAUCGCAGCUCCACUGGACGCCCUCUCCGUUCGCUUCCGUACAUCAGACAUAUUGAACAACCGUUAUAGAAACAUGUGGGAAUAUGGGGCUCAAAAAACAAGAGAAAUUGGUAUGCGAGGCGUGUUUGCUGGCUGGGGUCUCAAUUGCAUCAAAGAUUCGCUGGGUACUGGGCUCUUCUUCACGACUUUCGAAUUUGUUAAGGCUCAAGCCUACUAUAGAUUCAUCGCAAUGUAUUAUGGCGACCUACGAGGUGACUUAUUCUCCCCUAUACUAAAGCCUAAACUCGAUGAGUCGGGACCCGUCGAUCUUAUCAAACCACACUAUGCCAUAGAGCCUACAUUUCUAGCCUUUGCUGGCAUUACCGCCGCUGUCGCUCAGCAGACGGUCUCGCAUCCUCUUGGACGCGUUCAGGAUGUCUACUAUCGCUCAAUAGAGGCCGUAGAUCGAGAAGCCAAGAUGUCGAAGCACAGCCACGAGAUGGUGCAAUCGCAUAUUAGACGGUAUCAGAAGACUUUUGAAAUUUGUGCACCGCGGGUCAGAAAGGCUGGUAGUUGGAGAAAGUGGCUUUUCAGGGGCUUUUGGUGGAAUACCAUCAAGCAAGUCCCAAGCACGGCAGCUGGUCUCAUCAUCUUUGAACUGGUCAGGAAGAGAUAUGGCUUUGCGUCUGAGGCCGUGAAAAUUGAAGAAGAUGGCUAUGACAUACUUCUGACAUAG
Molecule: messenger RNA, 1137 nt
Organism: Bacidia gigantensis
Lineage: Eukaryota; Fungi; Ascomycota; Lecanoromycetes; Lecanorales; Ramalinaceae
Exons: 2
Coding region: 1-1137 (378 amino acids)
Biological process (GO): mitochondrial L-ornithine transmembrane transport
Molecular function (GO): L-ornithine transmembrane transporter activity
Source: RefSeq, a predicted model, not a curated record